Messenger RNA from Paramacrobiotus metropolitanus, 1212 nucleotides. RefSeq lists its product as uncharacterized. The record is from RefSeq and is a predicted model, not a curated record. The coding region runs from base 549 to 1139 and encodes 196 amino acids. The transcript has 4 exons. NCBI's taxonomy places the organism in Eukaryota, Metazoa, Tardigrada, Eutardigrada, Parachela, Macrobiotidae.
GGGUUAUUCUACGGCUGCUCGGCUUGGUGCGCACAUUUCCUAACCGCUGUGGGGCAUGGAAAACACUGCUUUUUAUAAUCAACAUGGCAUGGUUUCUGAUGCUCACUUGGCUGUUACUGGUUGUUACUAUCGUUGACGCCAGCCCGCAAAUGAUUAUAUGUCGACGACAGAAAAAAUUCACGAAAGCCGCGGCUAUCUCGUUAAAAGCGGUCUUGUUUGUCGCUGUCUUCGCUUAUGUCAGCUGGCAAGUGCGGGAUGUGCCGUACCAUUUGAAAACUGUAUACAAUCACUACCUGCAGAGUAAAACGAAGACAUUCCGGUAAUUAACUCGGCUCGAACAGCGUACAAACCCGGACUGCAGCGUUCUUCUCAGCGUCAUAGCAGCAUUCUUUUUUUUGCUGCACAAAAGCGAGCUGGGAUUGUUCAACGAUGUUGCCGGUAUCAGCAAGCAAGGAGCGCAGUUGUGGGGGCAGUCCUUUAACCGGACGCUUGCGACACACUUUGAGGAACUGUACCAUUGGGGAUUAUACGCCAGUGUGAUUGCCGACAUGCAGUUGGCUUUGGUCCGCGGCGUCAUAACUACGUACUGCAUUCUGGCCGUGUGCACGUUCUACAAUUGGCACAGGACGAUCCACCAUCCGGGAUGCAAUGGUUACCGCGCUACACUCUUGUCAUGGCAGGCGCAUGAAGAAGAAUACUUGCAAUACAUGUAUGGAGUUUGGAGAAUGUUUACUUUAAAGCGCCAAAGCAGUCUCGCCAUCCUGUUGCGCAUAUUGUUCGUCCAUGAUUACCUCGCAUGUGCAUUGGUCCUUGAAGAGCUUUAUUACCACGAACGCGGAUGGGACCAACCAUGGACCAAUAUAAUGGCAGUGCUUUCGCAAAUUCCGAUGACCAUCGUCUUAGCGAAUUCCAUCGCUGCGGUUAGCGAUGAGGGCAAUCAUCUGACGGAUAUACUAGGCACGGCGUUGUCCCAGGUAAACGGAAUAUCGGAGGUUGAAGAAAACCGGAUAUUCCGGCAGCUCCGGCGUUUGCAAGAACGCUCAGUGGGUCUGAAGAUUGGCACAAUAUCCGUUGGCAAUGAUUUUGUUAAAAGUGCCAGCAUUGCUUUGGUGUUUCUGGUCGGAUUUAUCGCGAAGUGAAACAAUGCUUUGGUCUCACAAGCUGCUUCUUGGACUGCCGGUAUCAUAAUUUGAAACCAGCGCUCGUCUGCCG